This is a messenger RNA of Balearica regulorum gibbericeps (East African grey crowned-crane), 1922 nucleotides long. The record is from RefSeq and is a predicted model, not a curated record. Lineage: Eukaryota; Metazoa; Chordata; Aves; Gruiformes; Gruidae.
CAUAAUCACAUACUAUAUUGUCCUGACAGGUCUGCAAAUGCAACCCAUGAAGUCAUCAAUGUCACCCUCCACACGACACUGGCUGCUACUACCAAAUUGGUGGUACCUACACCUGCUAAACCUAUCCUUCCAGUUCAGACUGGAGUCCAAGCACAGCAAGAGGAGCAAUCUAGUGGCAUGACAAUUUUUUUUAGUCUUCUUGUAUUAGCUAUCUGCAUCAUAUUGGUGCAUUUACUGAUAAAAUACCGACUUCAUUUUUUACCAGAGAGUGUGGCUGUUGUUUCUUUAGGUAUCCUUAUGGGAGCUUUUAUAAAAAUCAUAGAGGCUCAAAAGCUGGCCAACUGGAAGGAAGAAGAAAUGUUUCGUCCAAAUAUGUUUUUUCUGCUUUUGCUUCCACCUAUUAUAUUUGAAUCUGGAUAUUCAUUGCACAAGGGUAAUUUUUUUCAGAACAUCGGUUCCAUCACUCUGUUUUCUGUAUUUGGCACUGCAAUAUCAGCUUUCAUUGUAGGUGGAGGAAUUUAUUUCCUGGGCCAGGCUGAUGUAAUUUAUAAACUCAACAUGACAGACAGUUUUGCAUUCGGCUCUUUAAUAUCUGCGGUUGACCCUGUGGCUACUAUUGCCAUUUUUAAUGCCCUCAAUGUGGAUCCUGUACUUAACAUGUUGGUUUUUGGAGAAAGCAUUCUCAAUGAUGCAGUCUCUAUUGUCUUGACCAACACAGCAGAAGGUUUGACAAGAGAAAAUAUGUCAGAUGUAAGUGGAUGGCAAACCUUUCUACAGGCACUGGGAUACUUUCUCAAGAUGUUCUUUGGUUCUGCGGCGCUUGGCACACUUACUGGUCUUAUUUCUGCAUUAGUGCUAAAGCACAUUGAUUUAAGGAAGACACCCUCCCUAGAGUUUGGGAUGAUGAUUAUCUUUGCUUACCUUCCUUAUGGACUUGCAGAGGGUAUCUCACUCUCAGGUAUCAUGGCAAUCCUCUUCUCUGGCAUCGUGAUGUCUCACUAUACACACCAUAACUUGUCCCCGGUUACACAGAUUUUAAUGCAGCAGACACUGAGAACUGUUGCUUUCAUGUGUGAAACGUGUGUUUUUGCAUUUCUUGGCUUGUCAAUUUUUAGUUUUCCUCACAAGUUUGAAAUGUCCUUUGUCAUCUGGUGCAUAGUACUUGUUCUGUUUGGUAGAGCAGUGAAUAUUUUCCCACUUUCCUACCUACUCAACUUUUUCCGUGAUCAUAAAAUCACCCCCAAAAUGAUGUUUAUCAUGUGGUUUAGCGGUUUACGUGGUGCAAUUCCCUAUGCUCUCAGCCUACAUUUGGGCUUGGAACCCAUAGAGAAGCGGCAGCUCAUUGGGACAACAACAAUCAUCAUAGUACUGUUCACGAUUUUGCUGCUGGGAGGAGGAACCAUGCCCCUCAUCAGACUGAUUGACAUUGAAGACUCCAAAGCACGCAAGAGGAACAAGAAGGACAUUAAUCUUAGCAAGACAGAGAAGAUGGGAAAUACCAUAGAAUCUGAACAUUUAUCAGAGCUCACAGAGGAGGAAUAUGAAGCCCAGUACAUAAAACGCCAGGACCUCAAAGGGUUUAUGUGGUUUGAUGCCAAGUAUUUGAAUCCUUUCUUCACCAGAAGACUCACACAAGAAGACUUGCAUCACGGGCGCAUACAGAUGAAAACUCUCACAAACAAAUGGUAUGAAGAGGUACGACAAGGACCCUCAGGAUCUGAAGAUGAUGAGCAAGAGCUGCUAUAGCAGACUGGGGCAGGAGUGCAGUAAGUUUAUCAUUAGAGCAUGAGAAAGAGGAUUUAAGUAUCAAGAGUCUGACUGCACAGAAGCUGGAAAGCUAAGAAUGAGCUUUCUCAUUUCAGGCAUGUCUUGUGCUACACAUUUAGGUACAAAACUGCAGACCUACUGUGCUCGAUAUUACU